Molecule: messenger RNA, 20701 nt
Organism: Pecten maximus
Lineage: Eukaryota; Metazoa; Mollusca; Bivalvia; Pectinida; Pectinidae
Product: hemicentin-1-like
Exons: 69
Coding region: 206-19528 (6440 amino acids)
Biological process (GO): cell-cell adhesion
Cellular component (GO): cell-cell junction
Molecular function (GO): cell adhesion molecule binding
Source: RefSeq, a predicted model, not a curated record
GUGCUCAUUGUCGGUGGGUGGACGUACCGUACGGGUGGGUAGUAUUUGGUCACUCUUCAUUUCGAUACUGGAAUUUUGACUCCGUUAAAAAUUUCAGGUGAGUCUAGGGGACUGAGGUGGUACAUGGUCACUAACUACUACAAAUACCCACCUCACCAGGAGGCAUUCGACCAACUUUGAAGAGUCAGCCCUUUAUAUUGGAGGGAUGUCCAAAAUGGAUCAAUCAAAAAUGUAUCGUGUUUCCUCCAUUUUGCUUUUGAUAACCAUCAUCUUGCCAGGAACUUUAUGUCAAAAUGCACCAUCUGUGACCAUAAUAUCCACAUCCUACCAAGCCAAUUCUGGCUCAAGUGUUACUUUGCAGUGUAUUGCAUCGGGAAAUCCUACGGUUACUGCAAUCACCUGGUUUAAAACUGCCAAUGGAAUAGAAACAACUUUGACUAUAGAUAACACAAAAUACCAAGGGGGAAGCACUGCCAGUCCUUCACUGAUAAUCAACAAUUUGGCCAGUUCAGACACUGCAUCUUACAAAUGUAGGGCCACAAAUUCAGUAGGGUCUACGGACAGUCAACAGAUCCAGCUUUCUGUUACCAUUACGACAGCUGCUCCUACAGUGACCAUUGGUCAAAACAGUUACAAUAUUAAUGCUGGAACUGAUAUCAUACUGGUAUGUAAUGUGAAUAAUAACGGCGCAACCCUGACAGCUGUCAGCUGGACUCGCACCGCAAAUGGACAGACUAUUACAUUAACGAUAGAUGGCACCAAAUACCAAAAUGCAAACACAGGAAACCCAUCUCUUACCAUCACAAGUACUUCUAGUGCAGAUGAUGGCACUUAUAUCUGUUCUGCAUCAAACAGUGUUGGUACAACGUCAAGCUCUCCAACAGCGUUAACUGUGACAGACCUUCCGAUUGUAACCAUUGCCCAAACAGCCUUUGGUGCACAGGUGUCGACUACUAUCACUCUCGGCUGUACCGUCUCCUCAUCUAGUACAGUCACUUCUGUCUUCUGGCAGCGUGAUGUUGGAUCAGGCACCCAAACCAUUACUAUUGAUGGGGUCAAUUUCUCUGGUUCCUCUGUUGCCAUACCCUCUUUGACCAUCAUCAAUGCAGACACCGCCGACACCGGGACCUACCAGUGCUUUGCUACAAAUGCUGCUGGAACUAGCUCAAGUGUUUCAGCUACAGUGACUAUUGUAUCAGCCGUACCAACCGUUACAGUCGCACAGUCUGCCUAUAGUACGAACACAGGAACUAGUAUAAUCCUGACCUGUACAGUUAGUUCAGCAACAACAGUUACCUCGGUGUUCUGGCAACGAACCAUCGGCGGAUCGACUGUUACCCUGACUAUAGACAAUGUUAACUACUCAGGGUCAUCCCCAUCUGUACCAUCCUUAACAGUAAUAUCUGCCGAUACGGGAGACUCCGGAUCUUACACUUGUUUCGCCACCAAUAAUGCUGGAACAGGGAACAGUGUACCCACCACUUUGACUGUGACAGGAACCGUACCAACCGUUACAGUCGCACAGUCUGCCUAUAGUACGAACACAGGAACUAGUAUAAUCCUGACCUGUACAGUUAGUUCAGCAACAACAGUUACCUCGGUGUUCUGGCAACGAACCAUCGGCGGAUCGACUGUUACCCUGACUAUAGACAAUGUUAACUACUCAGGGUCAUCCCCAUCUGUACCAUCCUUAACAGUAAUAUCUGCCGAUACGGGAGACUCCGGAUCUUACACUUGUUUCGCCACCAAUAAUGCUGGAACAGGGAACAGUGUACCCACCACUUUGACUGUGACAGGAACUGCCCCUACAGUAACGGUUGGAUCCUCCUCCUACACCACCACCACAGGAACAACCUUCACCCUCCAGUGUACUGUGUCUUCUACCACGACAAUCACAAAUGUCUUCUGGCAACGUCUUAUCAAUGGUGUCACCUCCACAAUCACCGUCGACAAUGUCAACUAUUCUGGAGGCAGCACAGGCACUCCCUCCUUGACCAUCAUCACGGCAUCGCCCUCUGAUACAGGAACAUACACCUGCUUUGGUUCGAAUUCUGCUGGAACAGGAAGUUCUACAACCCAAUUAACAGUAACAGGAACUGUCCCUACUGUAACGGUUGGAUCCUCCUCCUACACCACCACCACAGGAACAACCUUCACCCUCCAGUGUACUGUGUCUUCUACCACGACAAUCACAAAUGUCUUCUGGCAACGUCUUAUCAAUGGUGUCACCUCCACAAUCACCGUCGACAAUGUCAACUAUUCUGGAGGCAGCACAGGCACUCCUUCCUUGACCAUCAUCACGGCAUCUCCCUCUGAUACGGCAACAUACACCUGCUUUGGUUCGAAUUCUGCUGGAACAGGAAGUGCUACAACCCAAUUAACAGUAACAGGAACUGUACCUGCCGUUUCUGUGGGCCAGACAUCCUACAGUGUCACUACAGGAACCAGCAUCACUCUUGUGUGCACAGUGUCAGCCAACCCCACCCACACUUCAGUUUCAUGGCAGCGUGAUGUUGGCUUUGGAACACAGGCUAUCACCAUUGAUGGUGUUAACUACUCGGGUUCUCAAGUUAACAGUCCAUCUCUGACCGUGUUAAAUACAGAGAUUGCAGACUCUGGUACCUAUACCUGCUUUGCUUCCAACUCUGUAGGAACGGGACAGAGUUCUACAACACUGACUGUUUCUGGAAAUGUACCAACAGUUCAGAUUCAGCAGGCUUUCUACACAGCGACCACUGGAACGUCUAUCACUCUUGUGUGUACUGUGUCUGGUAGUCCUACCCAUACCAAUGUGUUCUGGCAACGCAAUGUUGGCUCUGGCUCACAAUCCGUUACCAUUGACAGUGUUAACUUCUCAGGUUCUCAAGUCAACAAUCCAUCUCUGACUGUUAUCAAUGUUGAUCCCUCUGACAGUGGUACUUACACCUGCUUUGCCACCAAUGCUGUAGGAACCGGACAGAGCUCGGCAACCACAUUGACCAUCUCUGGAAGUUUACCAACUGUUACUGUUGCUCAGACUGUUAGGUCUGUAACCACGGGAGCAACAGUAACCUUACAGUGUUCAGUCUCUGCCAAUCCAACACAUACCAGUGUGUUCUGGCAGUUCACUCCCACCAAUGGCGGGACAACUACACUGACAAUAGACAAUGUCAACUAUGGAGGAGCAUCUGUCAACAGUCCUUCAUUGGUCGUGUUCAAUACCAACAGUGGAGACCAGGGCACAUAUGUCUGUUUUGCCAACAACCAAGUUGGAACAGGACAGAGUGCUCAGGUCUCCCUGUCAGUGACAGGAAGUAUCCCAGUUGUCACCAUUACCCAGAAUGCCUACUCAGUUGUUACCGGACAAACAGUCACACUGGGAUGUACAGUGUCUGCUACACCUACCCAUACCAAUGUUUUCUGGCAGCGUAUAGACAAUGGUGCAGCUUCCACACUGAACAUUGAUGGAACCAAAUACUCUGGAUCAACGGUCAAUACUCCAUCCCUGACCAUCACUAGUGCUAAUAGCAAUGACAACACAGUUUAUACCUGUUCAGCUACAAAUGCUGUAGGAACUGGAACCAGUGCUCAAACCACACUCACAGUCACAGGAAGUUUACCAACUGUUACUGUUGCUCAGACUGUUAGGUCUGUAACCACGGGAACAACAGUAACCUUACAGUGUUCAGUCUCUGCCAAUCCAACACAUACCAGUGUGUUCUGGCAGUUCACUCCCACCAAUGGCGGGACGACUACACUGACAAUAGACAAUGUCAACUAUGGAGGAGCAUCUGUCAACAGUCCUUCAUUGGUCGUGUUCAAUACCAACAGUGGAGACCAGGGCACAUAUGUCUGUUUUGCCAACAACCAAGUUGGAACAGGACAGAGUGCUCAGGUCUCCCUGUCAGUGACAGGAAGUAUCCCAGUUGUCACCAUUACCCAGAAUGCCUACUCAGUUGUUACCGGACAAACAGUCACACUGGGAUGUACAGUGUCUGCCACACCUACCCAUACCAAUGUUUUCUGGCAGCGUAUAGACAAUGGCGUGGCUUCCACACUGAGCAUUGAUGGAACCAAAUACUCCGGAUCAACGGUCAAUACUCCAUCCCUGACCAUCACUAGUGCUAAUAGCAAUGACAACACAGUUUAUACCUGUUCGGCUACAAAUGCUGUAGGAACUGGAACCAGUGGUCAGACCACACUCACAGUUACAGGAAGUUUACCAACGGUUACUGUUGCUCAGACUGUUAGGUCUGUAACCACGGGAACAACAGUAACCUUACAGUGUUCAGUCUCUGCCAAUCCAACACAUACUAGUGUGUUCUGGCAGUUCACUCCCACCAAUGGCGGGACGACUACACUGACAAUAGACAAUGUCAACUAUGGAGGAGCAUCUGUCAACAGUCCUUCAUUGGUCGUGUUCAAUACCAACAGUGGAGACCAGGGCACAUAUGUCUGUUUUGCCAACAACCAAGUUGGAACAGGACAGAGUGCUCAGGUCUCCCUGUCAGUGACAGGAAGUAUCCCAGUUGUCACCAUUACCCAGAAUGCCUACUCAGUUGUUACCGGACAAACAGUCACACUGGGAUGUACAGUGUCUGCCACACCUACCCAUACCAAUGUUUUCUGGCAGCGUAUAGACAAUGGCGUGGCUUCCACACUGAGCAUUGAUGGAACCAAAUACUCCGGAUCAACGGUCAAUACUCCAUCCCUGACCAUCACUAGUGCUAAUAGCAAUGACAACACAGUUUAUACCUGUUCGGCUACAAAUGCUGUAGGAACUGGAACCAGUGGUCAGACCACACUCACAGUUACAGGAAGUUUACCAACUGUUACUGUUGCUCAGACUGUUAGGUCUGUAACCACGGGAACAACAGUAACCUUACAGUGUUCAGUCUCUGCCAAUCCAACACAUACUAGUGUGUUCUGGCAGUUCACUCCCACCAAUGGCGGGACGACUACACUGACAAUAGACAAUGUCAACUAUGGAGGAGCAUCUGUCAACAGUCCUUCAUUGGUCGUGUUCAAUACCAACAGUGGAGACCAGGGCACAUAUGUCUGUUUUGCCAACAACCAAGUUGGAACAGGACAGAGUGCUCAGGUCUCCUUGUCAGUGACAGGAAGUAUCCCAGUUGUCACCAUUACCCAGAAUGCCUACUCAGUUGUUACCGGACAAACAAUUACACUGGGAUGUACAGUGUCUGCCACACCUACCCAUACCAAUGUUUUCUGGCAGCGUAUAGACAAUGGUGCAGCUUCCACACUGAACAUUGAUGGAAUCAAAUACUCUGGAUCAACGGUCAAUACUCCAUCCCUGACCAUCACUAGUGCUAAUAGCAAUGACAACACAGUUUAUACCUGUUCGGCUACAAAUGCUGUAGGAACUGGAACCAGUGGUCAAACCACACUCACAGUCACAGGAAGUCUACCAAUUGUCACCAUUGCCCAACCCACCUACUCAGUUGUCACAGGACAAACGGUUACGCUACAAUGUACUGUAUCUGCCACACCUACCCAUACCAAUGUUUUCUGGCAGCGUAUAGACAAUGGUGCAGCUUCCACACUGACCAUUGAUGGAACCAAAUACUCUGGAUCAACGGUCAAUACUCCAUCUCUGACCAUCACUAGUGCUAAUAGCAAUGACAACACAGUUUAUACCUGUUCGGCUACAAAUGCUGUAGGAACUGGAACCAGUGGUCAGACCACACUCACAGUUACAGGAAGUAUGCCUGUGGUAACUGUAGACCAGGCCCAAUACUCUGUAAUUACUGGACAGACCGUCACUCUGGGCUGUAGUGUGUCGGCCACACCAGCUCACACAUCAGUGAUAUGGCAACGAACACUCAAUGGAGUCACCAGUAAUGUCGCCAUUGAUGGCAGCAAAUACCAAGGUGCUGCAGUAAACAAUCCAGAUCUCACAAUCACAAAUGCUGCUGCCGGUGAUCAGGCGGUGUACACCUGUUCUGCCACCAACAUCGUAGGAACCGGAACCAGUACUACUACAACACUCACUGUUACAGGAAGUCUCCCUCUUGUCACCAUUACCCAGAAUGCCUACUCAGUUGUUACCGGACAAACAGUCACACUGGGAUGUACAGUGUCUGCCACACCUACCCAUACCAAUGUUUUCUGGCAGCGUAUAGACAAUGGCGUGGCUUCCACACUGACCAUUGAUGGAACGAAAUACUCCGGAUCAACGGUCAAUACUCCAUCCCUGACCAUCACUAGUGCUAAUAGCAAUGACAACACAGUUUAUACCUGUUCGGCUACAAAUGCUGUAGGAACUGGAACCAGUGGUCAAACCACACUCACAGUCACAGGAAGUCUACCAAUUGUCACCAUUGCCCAACCCACCUACUCAGUUGUCACAGGACAAACGGUUACGCUACAAUGUACUGUAUCUGCCACACCUACCCAUACCAAUGUUUUCUGGCAGCGUAUAGACAAUGGUGCAGCUUCCACACUGAACAUUGACGGAACCAAAUACUCCGGAUCAACGGUCAAUACUCCAUCCCUGACCAUCACUAGUGCUAAUAGCAAUGACAACACAGUUUAUACCUGUUCGGCUACAAAUGCUGUAGGAACUGGAACCAGUGGUCAGACCACACUCACAGUUACAGGAAGUAUGCCUGUGGUAACUGUAGACCAGGCCCAAUACUCUGUAAUUACUGGACAGACCGUCACUCUGGGCUGUAGUGUGUCGGCCACACCAGCUCACACAUCAGUGAUAUGGCAACGAACACUCAAUGGAGUCACCAGUAAUGUCGCCAUUGAUGGCAGCAAAUACCAAGGUGCUGCAGUAAACAAUCCAGAUCUCACAAUCACAAAUGCUGCUGCCGGUGAUCAGGCGGUGUACACCUGUUCUGCCACCAACAUCGUAGGAACCGGAACCAGUACUACUACAACACUCACUGUUACAGGAAGUCUCCCUCUUGUCACCAUUACCCAGAAUGCCUACUCAGUUGUUACCGGACAAACAGUCACACUGGGAUGUACAGUGUCUGCCACACCUACCCAUACCAAUGUUUUCUGGCAGCGUAUAGACAAUGGUGCAGCUUCCACACUGAACAUUGACGGAAUCAAAUACUCCGGAUCAACGGUCAAUACUCCAUCCCUGACCAUCACUAGUGCUAAUAGCAAUGACAACACAGUUUAUACCUGUUCAGCUACAAAUGCUGUAGGAACUGGAACCAGUGGUCAAACCACACUCACAGUUACAGGAAGUCUACCAAUUGUCACCAUUGCCCAACCCACCUACUCAGUUGUCACAGGACAAACAGUUACGCUACAAUGUACUGUAUCGGCCACACCUACCCAUACCAAUGUUUUCUGGCAGCGUAUAGACAAUGGUGCAGCUUCCACACUGACCAUUGAUGGAACCAAAUACUCUGGAUCAACGGUCAAUACUCCAUCUCUGACCAUCACUAGUGCUAAUAGCAAUGACAACACAGUUUAUACCUGUUCGGCUACAAAUGCUGUAGGAACUGGAACCAGUGGUCAGACCACACUCACAGUUACAGGAAGUGUCCCUGUGGUAACUGUAGACCAGGCCCAAUACUCUGUAAUUACUGGACAGACCGUCACUCUUGGCUGUAGUGUGUCGGCCACACCAGGUCACACAACAGUGAUAUGGCGACGAACACUCAAUGGAGUCACCAGUAAUGUCGCCAUUGAUGGCAGCAAAUACCAAGGUGCUACAGUAAACAAUCCAGACCUCACAAUCACAAAUGCUGCUGCCGGUGAUCAGGCGGUAUACACCUGUUCUGCCACCAACAUCGUAGGAACCGGAACCAGUACUACUACAACACUCACUGUUACAGGAAGUCUCCCUCUUGUCACCAUUACCCAGAAUGCCUACUCAGUUGUUACCGGACAAACAGUCACACUGGGAUGUACAGUGUCUGCCACACCUACCCAUACCAAUGUUUUCUGGCAGCGUAUAGACAAUGGCGUGGCUUCCACACUGAACAUUGAUGGAACGAAAUACUCCGGAUCAACGGUCAAUACUCCAUCCCUGACCAUCACUAGUGCUAAUAGCAAUGACAACACAGUUUAUACCUGUUCGGCUACAAAUGCUGUAGGAACUGGAACCAGUGGUCAGACCACACUCACAGUUACAGGAAGUCUACCUGUGGUCACUAUAGACCAACCCACCUACUCAGUUGUCACAGGACAAACGGUUACGCUACAAUGUACUGUACCUGCCAUACCUACCCAUACCAAUGUUUUCUGGCAGCGUAUAGACAAUGGUGUGGCUUCCACACUGACCAUUGAUGGAACCAAAUACUCCGGAUCAACGGUCAAUACUCCAUCCCUGACCAUCACUAGUGCUAAUAGCAAUGACAACACAGUUUAUACCUGUUCAGCUACAAAUGCUGUAGGAACUGGAACUAGUGGUCAGACCACACUCACAGUCACAGGAAGUGUCCCUGUGGUAACUGUAGACCAGGCCCAAUACUCUGUAAUUACUGGACAGACCGUCACUCUUGGCUGUAGUGUGUCGGCCACACCAGGUCACACAACAGUGAUAUGGCGACGAACACUCAAUGGAGUCACAAGUAAUGUCGCCAUUGAUGGCAGCAAAUACCAAGGUGCUACAGUAAACAAUCCAGACCUCACAAUCACAAAUGCUGCUGCCGGUGAUCAGGCAGUGUACACCUGUUCUGCCACCAACAUCGUAGGAACCGGAACCAGUACUACUACAACACUCACUGUUACAGGAAGUCUCCCUCUUGUCACCAUUACCCAGAAUGCCUACUCAGUUGUUACCGGACAAACAGUCACACUGGGAUGUACAGUGUCUGCCACACCUACCCAUACCAAUGUUUUCUGGCAGCGUAUAGACAAUGGCGUGGCUUCCACACUGAACAUUGAUGGAACGAAAUACUCCGGAUCAACGGUCAAUACUCCAUCCCUGACCAUCACUAGUGCUAAUAGCAAUGACAACACAGUUUAUACCUGUUCGGCUACAAAUGCUGUAGGAACUGGAACCAGUGGUCAGACCACACUCACAGUUACAGGAAGUCUACCUGUGGUCACUAUAGACCAACCCACCUACUCAGUUGUCACAGGACAAACGGUUACGCUACAAUGUACUGUAUCUGCCACACCUACCCAUACCAAUGUUUUCUGGCAGCGUAUAGACAAUGGUGUGGCUUCCACACUGACCAUUGAUGGAACCAAAUACUCCGGAUCAACGGUCAAUACUCCAUCCCUGACCAUCACUAGUGCUAAUAGCAAUGACAACACAGUUUAUACCUGUUCAGCUACAAAUGCUGUAGGAACUGGAACUAGUGGUCAGACCACACUCACAGUCACAGGAAGUGUCCCUGUGGUAACUGUAGACCAGGCCCAAUACUCUGUAAUUACUGGACAGACCGUCACUCUGGGCUGUAGUGUGUCGGCCACACCAGGUCACACAACAGUGUUUUGGAGACGAACACUUAAUGGAGUCACCAACAGUGUUGCCAUUGAUGGCAACAAAUACCAAGGUGCUACAGUUAACAAUCCAGACCUCACAAUCACAAAUGCUGUUGCCGGUGAUCAGGCGGUGUACACCUGUUCUGCCACCAACAUCGUAGGGACCGGAACCAGUACUACUACAACACUCACUGUUACAGGAAGUCUUCCUAUUGUCACCAUUACCCAGAAUGCCUACUCAGUUGUUACCGGACAAACAGUCACACUGGGAUGUACAGUGUCUGCCACACCUACCCAUACCAAUGUUUUCUGGCAGCGUAUAGACAAUGGUGCAGCUUCCACACUGAACAUUGAUGGAACCAAAUACUCUGGAUCAACGGUCAAUACUCCAUCCCUGACCAUCACUAGUGCUAAUAGCAAUGACAACACAGUUUAUACCUGUUCAGCUACAAAUGCUGUAGGAACUGGAACCAGUGGUCAGACCACACUCACAGUCACUGGAAAUGUCCCUGUGGUAACUGUAGACCAGGCCCAAUACUCUGUAAUUACUGGACAGACCGUCACUCUUGGCUGUAGUGUGUCGGCCACACCAGGUCACACAUCAGUGAUAUGGCGACGAACACUCAAUGGAGUCACCAGUAAUGUCGCCAUUGAUGGCAGCAAAUACCAAGGUGCUACAGUAAACAAUCCAGACCUCACAAUCACAAAUGCUGCUGCCGGUGAUCAGGCGGUGUACACCUGUUCUGCCACCAACAUCGUAGGAACCGGAACCAGUACUACUACAACACUCAUUGUUACAGGAAGUCUUCCACUGGUCACCAUUGCUCAGAACGCCUACUCAGUUGUUACCGGACAAACAGUCACACUGGGAUGUACAGUGUCUGCCACACCUACCCAUACCAAUGUUUUCUGGCAGCGUAUAGACAAUGGUGCAGCUUCCACACUGACCAUUGAUGGAACCAAAUACUCCGGAUCAACAGUCAAUAAUCCAUCCCUGACCAUCACUAGUGCUAAUAGCAAUGACAACACAGUUUAUACCUGUUCGGCUACAAAUGCUGUAGGAACUGGAACCAGUGGUCAGACCACACUCUCAGUCACAGGAAGUCUCCCGGUAGUAGAAAUUGUGGAACCGUCAUACACAGUUUUAACUGGACAGACUGUCAUACUGGAGUGUACUGUAUCAGCUGAUCCUGGCCACACAGCAGUUUUCUGGCGCCGCCUAGAUUCUGGUGUAGAAACUACACUUAGUAUAGACGGUGUCAAAUACAGUGGUUCCACUGUUGACAAUCCAUCUCUUACCAUCGACAAUGCCAAUAGUGACGACAUAUCAGUGUACACAUGUUUUGCCACUAAUGUUGUUGGAACUACCAGUAGUAGCCAGACCACGCUUGAUGUAACAGGAAAUGUCCCUGUGGUAACUGUAGACCAAGCCCAAUACUCUGUAAUUACUGGACAGACCGUCACUCUUGGCUGUAGCGUGUCGGCCACACCGGGUCACACAUCAGUGAUAUGGCGACGAACACUCAAUGGAGUCACCAGUAAUGUCGCCAUUGAUGGCAGCAAAUACCAAGGUGCUACAGUAAACAAUCCAGACCUCACAAUCACAAAUGCUGCUGCCGGUGAUCAGGCGGUGUACACCUGUUCUGCCACCAACAUCGUAGGAACCGGAACCAGUACUACUACAACACUCACUGUUACAGGAAAUAUUCCAGUUGUCACCAUUGCCCAACCCACCUACUCAGUUGUCACAGGACAAACGGUUACGCUACAAUGUACUGUAUCGGCCACACCUACCCAUACCAAUGUUUUCUGGCAGCGUAUAGACAAUGGUGCAGCUUCCACACUGACCAUUGAUGGAGCCAAAUACUCCGGAUCAACGGUCAAUAGUCCUUCUUUGGUCAUCUUCAAUAGUGCAGCCAGUGACAACACAGUUUAUACCUGUUCAGCUACAAAUGCUGUAGGAACUGGAACCAGUGGUCAGACUACACUCACAGUCACAGGAAGUAUACCGGUGGUAACCAUUGCUCAGCCAUCAUACAGUGUCAUUACUGGACAGACUGUUGUAUUGACUUGUAUUGUCAACGCUGAUCCUGGACAUACACAGGUGUUGUGGCAGCGUACAGUAAAUGGUGCCACCAACAAUGUAGUGAUAGAUGGAAACAAGUAUCAGGGAUCUGUUCCUAACACCCCGUCACUUACCAUUACCAACGCAGCCCAAUCUGACCAGGCUGUAUACACAUGUUCAGCUACUAAUGCUGUGGGAACAGGAUCUAGUACCACAACUACUCUAACUGUCACUGGAAGUAUCCCAGUUGUCACGAUUGGUCAGACUAGUUAUUCAGUGACAACCGGCACCACAGCUACCCUAGAAUGUACAGUAACAGCUGACCCAACCCAUACAACUGUUUUCUGGCAAAAAAUAACCAAUGGUGUCACCACGAACAUUGUCAUUGACGGGAAUAACUAUGCAGGCUCGUCUGUCAACUCUCCAAGUCUUGUGGUGUUCAACACUAACUCUGGAGAUGAAGGCACAUAUAUAUGCUUUGCAACCAAUGUUGUAGGAACAGGGCAGAGUUCCCAGACCACACUAGAUGUUACAGGCAAUCUACCAGUGGUGGUUAUUGGCCAGAAUGCCUACUCUGUUGUGACCGGUCAGUCCAUCACCCUCACCUGUACUGUCACUGCCACUCCGUCUCACACCACUGUGUACUGGCAGCGGAUUGAUAAUGGGGUUGCCACCACACUGACCAUUGAUGGAACCAAAUACUCUGGAUCAGCAGUCAAUAGUCCAUCCUUGACCAUAAAUACUGCAGCUGCAAAUGACCAGACUGUGUACACCUGCUCAGCUACAAACGCUGUAGGGACCGGCACCAGUGGUCAGACCACACUCACCGUAACAGGAAAUGUACCUGUUGUGAACAUCUUACAGAACCAAUACACCGUAGUGACUGGCAGUACUGCCACACUCGAGUGUACAGUAUCAGCUGACCCUACGCACAUCUCGGUCUACUGGCAGCGAGUCCAAAAUGGGGUUACUGAAAACAUCCAAAUAGAUGGUGUUAAUUUUGGAGGCUCCACCACCAGCAGUCCAUCCCUUCAAGUGUUUAAUGCUAACACAGCUGAUCAGGGGGUGUACAUCUGUUUCGCAACCAACAUUGUUGGCACUGGUCAGAGUGCCCAGACCGUCCUCACAGUUACAGGCAGUUUACCAGUGGUGGUUAUUGGCCAGAAUGCCUACUCUGUUGUGACCGGUCAGUCCAUCACCCUCACCUGUACUGUCACUGCCACUCCAUCUCACACCACUGUGUACUGGCAGCGGAUUGAUAAUGGGGUUGCCACCACACUGACCAUUGAUGGAGCCAAAUACUCUGGAUCAGCAGUCAAUAGUCCAUCCUUGACCAUAAAUAAUGCAGCUGCAAAUGACCAGACUGUUUACACCUGCUCAGCAACAAACGCUGUAGGGACCGGCACCAGUGGUCAGACCACACUAACCGUAACAGGAUCUCCUCCUGUACCGGCUGUUGGACAGACUGCUUACAGUGUUAUAACUGGCCAGAGCAUCACUCUCGAAUGUACAGUGACAUCCAAUCCAACACACACCACUGUCUUCUGGCAGCGCUUCGUCAAUGGUCAGGCACAGUCUAUCACUGUAGAUGGCAACAAGUAUUCAGGAUCUACAGUCAAUUCUCCAUCUCUUGUAAUCUUCAAUGCUGCCAAUUCGGACCAGGGAUCAUACAUAUGUUUCGCCACCAACAUUGUAGGAACAGGACAGAGUAGCCAGACUGUACUUUCAGUGACAGGAAGUAUACCUGUUGUGUCCAUCGCCCAAACCAGCUACACUGCCAUUACUGGCCAGUCGGCAGUCCUGGUAUGUACUGUGUCUGCUAAUCCAACACACACUCAAGUUUUCUGGCAGCGAAUCGAUAAUGGAGUAGCUACAACUAUCAAUCUAAACAACGUCAACAAGUACAGCGGAUCCACAGUCAACAAUCCAUCACUAACGGUUUUGAAUGUUGAUGCUAAUGACCAAACUCUGUACACCUGUUCUGCCACCAACGCUGUUGGAACAGGAACCAGUGGUCAAACAACAUUGACUGUCACUGGAUCACCACCGGUUGUGACUGUCGCACAGAAUGCCUACAGUGUCAUUACUGGGCAGUCUAUAACAUUGGGCUGUGUCGUUUCUGCCAUACCCCAACACACCACUGUCUUCUGGCAACGUGUUGUCAAUGGUCAGUCACAGUCUAUCACUAUCAACAAUGCAAAGUACUCCGGCUCCACUGUUUCCUCCCCAUCUCUGACGAUCAACAAUGCUGCAGAAGCUGAUGAGGGAGUGUAUAUUUGUUUUGCCACCAACGUUGUUGCAACUGGACAAAGUACACAGACAACCCUUACCGUCACAGGAACUGUUCCCGUGGUAACUAUUGCACAAUCCUCCUACUCUGUCAUCACUGGACAGUCCAUCACCCUGGGAUGUACCGUCAGCGCUGACCCCACACACACACAAGUCUUCUGGCGACGUGUGGUCAAUGGUGUGUCAACCCUAAUCAACAUUGAUGGAAACAAAUAUGUUGGCUCUACUGUCAACUCCCCCAAUUUGGUCAUAUUCAACGCUGCAGCCAGUGAUAUUACCAGCUAUACUUGUUCAGCAACAAAUGCUGUGGGAACCGGAACAAGCUCCCCAACCUCCCUCACUGUAACUGGAGCUCCCCCUACAGUGACCAUUGCCCAGACCAGCUACACCAUCACUAUUGGAACUACCAUCAGUUUAGAAUGUUCUGUGACUUCUGACCCUGCUCACACCACUGUCUUCUGGCAGCGUGUCAUCAAUGGACAGAGUCAGGCUGUCACCAUUGACAACUCUAACUUCGGAGGCUCCACUGUCAACUCUCCAUCCCUCAUUGUCUACAAUGCUGACCAAGCAGAUGAAGGCACAUAUAUCUGUUUCGCAACAAACUCGGUGGGAACUGGACAGAGUUCUCCAACAGCUCUUGUUGUCACUGGAAGUAUCCCUGUGGUCACCGUUCAGCAGACACAGUACUCCAUAGUCACUGGGAAUGAUGUCACCAUUCAAUGUACAGUGACUGCCGACCCCUCCCACACUGUUGUGUUCUGGGAGAGGAUUAUUGGAGGAGUAACUACUCAGCUUACCAUCGACAAUGUCAACUAUGCAGGAUCACAAGUCAACAGUCCAUCCCUAACAGUCCUGUCAGCAACCACUGCUGACACAGGCGUCUAUGUCUGCAAAGCUUCAAACACAGUUGGAACUGGCCAAAGUUCAAAUGUUCAACUGAGUGUUACUGGAAGUGUACCAAAUGUGGUUGUUGCUCAGGCUAGCUACAGUGUGUUGACAGGAAGCUCUGUCAAUCUAGUAUGUACUGUGACUGCCAGUCCCUCACAUACUUCUGUCCAAUGGCUGAGAGUGGUCAAUGGUGUUAACCAGGCUGUUAACAUUGGAAGCUCAGGAAAAUAUGCUGGAUCAUCAGUCAGUGUGCCAUCUCUUACCAUCAAUGGAGCCCAGUCUAGUGAUCAGGGCCAGUAUAUCUGUACUGCCAGUAAUGUUGUGGGUACAGGACAGAGUACUGUUACCACGGUUUCAGUAACAGGAAGUCUUCCGGUUGUCACUGUUGCUCAACCUAACUAUUCUAUCGUCACUGGAGGCACAAUCACUCUUGUCUGUAACAUCAAUGCUUCCCCUGCGGCCACCACUAUGGCCUGGAGACGCCUGGUGGGUGGAGUAUCUUCACCAGUCACCAUAGACAACAGCAAGUACACAGGAGGUGUACUUGGUAAUCCAUCCUUGACUAUCAGUAAUGCACAGAACAGUGAUGAGGGCUUCUAUAUCUGCCAGGCUACCAAUGUUGUAGGGACAGGAGAGAGCACCAACACUUACUUGGAUGUAACAGGCACCAUUCCUGUUGUGACCAUAUCACAGAACACCUACUCAGUACUGGUGGGCUCAUCUAUCACCAUUGACUGCUCUGUGUCUGCUAGCCCCACUCACACAUCUGUGGAAUGGAGAAAGAUCACCAACAUUGGCGGCAACAAUGUCAACACACCCAUUGUCAUUGAUAACAUCAACUACAGCGGUGGCUCAGUGUCUAGUCCUGGUCUCCAGGUGAUCACUACUGAAGAGAGCGACCAGGGUUUCUAUGUUUGUACUGCCACUAACAGUGUUGGCACAGGAACCAGUAACCAGGCCUUCCUAUCAGUUACUGGAGCCCCUCCUACCGUCACUGUUUCCCAGACGUCCUACACUAUCAUCACGGGAGGAACAAUAACUCUUCAGUGCUCUGUAUUUGGUAACCCAGCAGUGACCAGCAUUGCUUGGACACGAUCCAUCAACAAUGGACCUUUCACCCAAAUUACUAUUGAUGGAGCAAGUUUUUCUGGGGCUUCCCUCGGCAAUCCAUCCUUGACUGUCAUCAAUGCUGAUAGUAAUGACCUAGGUGUCUACAAAUGUUCAGCCACAAACUCUCUUGGCACUUCAGAGAGCUCACAAGUGACACUCACUAUUACUGGAGACCCACCAACUGUGACUGUUGGACAGACAAACUACAAUGUCAUCACUGGCUCAGAUGUGACAAUCCAGUGUUCUGUAACGGCCAUCCCUGCUGCCAGUGUUGUGUUCUGGGAAAAGAUUGUGAACAAUGUGGUAAACAGGCUGACAAUCGACCAAAUAUCCUAUGGUGGCUCCACCACUAGCUCACCUUCCCUGAUUAUAUACAAUGCCCAAAGUGAUGACAGUGGAUCCUAUAGGUGUAAGGCCAGUAAUGCUGUAGGCACUGGUAAUUCUCAGACUGUCACUGUCUCUGUUACUGGAGCUGUCCCAGCGGUCACCAUCACUGAAGCCUCCUACUCAGUCACCACCGGUACUACAGCUAUUUUGGAAUGUGUUGUGGUAGCAACCCCACAGGCCUCAACUGUCAUCUGGCAAAAAACAGCGAAUGGUGUAACAACUACAGUCACAAUCAACAAUUCCAAAUUCAGCGGUGGCUCUGUGAAUUCACCAAGUCUAGUCAUAUCUAAUGCUGACAGCAGUGAUGUCGCCUUCUACGUUUGUCAGGCUACUAAUGCUGUGGGGACAGGCACCAGCUCUCAGACCUAUCUGGAGGUCACAGGAGCUUUACCCGUUGUUCAAGUACUGCAACCAUUCUACACGGUAACCAAAGGACAAUCUGUUACACUGGAGUGUACGGUAACUGGAACACCAGUGGCUACCUCUGUUUCCUGGGAACGCACCUCAGGGGGAGUGGUCACCACUGUUGCUAUUGACAACAAUCAAUACCAAGGGUCAUCAGUGAACAGCCCUUCCUUGGUCAUCUCCGUCUCAGACAGUGUGGACACUGGCACCUAUGUCUGUACUGCUACAAAUAGUGUUGGUGUUGGCAGGAGUACACAAACCACUCUAACAGUUACAGGAGACAUACCAACCGUGGCCAUUACUGAUCCUGCCUACACUGUGGUCACCGGAUUCUCCAUUGUCAUCCCCUGUACAGUGUCUGCCAACCCACCAGCCACCUCCGUGUCUUGGUCUAGACAGGCUAAUAUCAAUGAUUCCCCAACAUCUCUCUCCAUUGAUGGUACCAAAUACAGUGGUGGCAGCACAAGCAUUCCAUCCCUCACCAUCAGCAGUGCCAGUAGUUCUGACCAGGGCUAUUACAUCUGUUCUGCUACAAACAGCAUUGGCAGAGGAACAAGUGGCCAGAGUUAUCUCACCAUCACUGGAGAUCGACCAACAGUGACAAUCCCAUCCAACGCCUACUCUGUGAUCACUGCUGCUUCUAUACAGAUUCCCUGUACAGUACAGGCCAGUCCUCCUGCAAGCACUGUGGGCUGGUCCAAGAUUGUCACCUCUACAGGUGGUAACACUGUAACAACCUCUAUCGCAAUCGACGGGUCAAAGUACCAGGGCAGCUCGACCAGUACCCCAAGUCUGACCAUCAACAAUGCUAACAAUAACGAUCAAGCCUAUUAUGUCUGCUCAGCCACUAACAGUGUAGGAUCCACUGACAGCAUCCAAACCUUCCUCACAGUAUCUGGAAGUAUUCCUCAAGUGACUUUGGCACCACAGUUUACUACCAUACUGGGAACCUCCAUCACCUUGGAUUGUACAGUAUCUGCCACCCCGCAGGCUGACUCUAUCUCCUGGGAACGGGUCAUUGGUGGAGUGACCACCACCCUCACCAUUGAUGGUACCAAAUUUGUUGGCUCAGCUGUCAACAACCCGUCCCUGACCAUCAACAGUGCCACAGCUGAUGACCAAGGAUACUAUGUCUGUAUAGCUAUCAACAGUGUGGGCAUCGGCAAGAGUUCACAAGCCUACUUGACUGUCACUGGAAAUGUGCCUGCUGUGGUGAUUAGCCAGCCAUCCUACACUGUUGUCCUUGGGGAGACUGUCACCAUUGACUGUGACUACAGUUCUACACCUGAUGCCACUUCUAUAUACUGGAACAAGAUCGUCAACACACAGACAACAAGAAUCACAGUCACCCAAACCAACAAGUAUAGUGGUGCCACCCUGACAAUUCCUUCCCUGACCAUCACUGGUACAGACAGUAGCGACCAGGCAUUCUACCGCUGUGUCGUUGGUAACAGUGUGGGUGAAGGUCGGAGCACACAGGCCUAUCUGUAUGUUACUGGAAACUUACCAACUGUGACUGUCCCGCAGAGUUCUUACAGUGUUUCGCUAGAGGACACAGUAACGAUAUCCUGCACUGUGUCUGCCACACCAUCGGCCACCUCUGUCACCUGGGAAUACACCAGCAAUUUGGGUGUAACCAGUACAGUUGAUCUGACCAACUCCAGGUUCACUGGUGGUACGGUGGCUUCACCAUCUCUCCAAAUCUCUUCAGCUCAACUUGGUGACCAGGGGUCUUACAAAUGUAAGGCCAUCAACAGUGUUGGCCAAGGAGAGAGCUCAGAUGUGUAUCUGUAUGUCACUGGAACUCUGCCAUCAGUACGUGUUACUGUUUCUGCCUAUACUGUUGACGUUGGCAGCCAGGCCACACUGGCCUGUAUUGUGGAAGCCUCUCCCACUGCCACCUCUGUAUUCUGGACAAAGAUUGUUGAGGGUGUCACCUCAACCAUUAGCACAACAUCAAACAAGUAUGAGGGUUCAACUGUGGGCACACCGUCUCUCAUCAUCAACAACUUGGCUGUAUCAGAUGAGGGUAGCUACAGAUGUAACGCAAUUAACACCGUUGGUACUGGACAGAGUGGUCUGACAUCCCUUAUUGUCGCCUAUGCACCAAGAAACACUGUAGUGAAUCCAUCAGCUGUGACCCGCAGGGAAACUGAAUCUGUGACAUCUGAGUGUUCCACAGAUGCUAAUCCAGCUGCUAGCUACCAAUGGCUAAAAGACAGUACCAGCCAAAUUGUGUCCAAUGAGAAGAUCUUACAGAUAAGCAAUAUUGAUCGUGGGCAUGAUGGUACCUACACCUGUACUGCCACCAACAGCCAAGGGUCAGACACAGCCAAACUAACGGUGGACGUUCAGUACAAACCUAUCAGUACUGUUACUGUUGAGGAGGCCACAGUUACACUCAGUCUGAAUGCCCAGAAGAACCUUGAGUGUAACACUGUUGCCAAUCCUGCUGUACAGACCUACAGGUGGCUGAAGGAUGGGAACAACAUUGCUGAUGCUACUAGUCUUGAAUAUCGAGUUACCAUUACAGAUACCAACAGCUAUGGAAUAUACACAUGCUUUGCCACUAACGCCAUUGGGCAGUCCUCAUCUAUUGCUUUCACAGUAAAAUCAGGAGAUGUUAUUGUAACCACGCCCACACCCACAGAUGAUGGCCUUACAACUGGAGUCAUUGUUGCUAUUGUCAUCGCUGCUGUUGUCUUCCUUCUCAUUGUCAUCAUUGCUGUCUGCUGCUGUGUUACACAUGGUGUGUGCAGAACAGAAGAGCCAUAUGAGACAAAGAGAAUUAUUGUGGAGAAACCAACUAUGAUGAGGGAACCUUCACUCAUCAUGCCCCGCCAGGAAGUCAUUGCACUUCAGGAAGACAGUUUCUACAGAAACCCUGGAUCUAAUUACCGGUAUCUACAAGGCUUAGAUUACACGUACUACGAGACCGAAGGCUCCAAGCACGACAGGAGGAGCUACACUGCUUCGAUACAUUAAAAAAAUGCACAAAAGCCAUAGUCAGUGUGAAAAAUAACUUCAGUUAUACUGACCCAUUUAAGACUAAAUUUUGAUUUGUAUACUCAUUUGUAACUGGACAGUGCCAGGCUACAUACGCAUAAUUGCAAGAUUGUAUUUGCUUUAAAGUGACAUUAUGUUCAUAAAGUUUAAGAAAUAUCCAUUGUGUUGCAGACAUUUGGGGAAAUGAUUUGAUACAUUUUAAACUAUAUAGACAAUCAUACAUAUGUUAAAUUUUUCACCCAUUUAACUACAUUCAUUAAAGUUAACUUUGUAGGUUUAUGUACCGCAAUAAAUACCAAUAUUUGAGUUUAUCCUAAAUUUAAAAGUGAAUAUGUGAAGAAUAAUGUUUUAUUAUUUUCAAAGUUAAGAACUUUUUAACAUUAAUUUAAGUUGAAGAAAGAAAAUCCCAAAAUCCAAAUGAUGUGUUUUAUAUCGGACAGUAAAUCACAAGUAUCAGUAGUUCUUUUGUAAAUAGAUUAUAUGGCCACCAUCUCAUGAUUGUUUUUACAGCUAUAUGUAAUGUUCGACUUUUCUACAUUGUAUGUCGAUGUGUCUGAUUUAAAAGUAAUCUAUGGUAAUGCAUGUGUUAAUCAUUUCACUUUGAGAAUGAUCUGUUUAUGUGCUAAAUUAGAAAAUGGAAAAAAAGAAAAUUUAGAGAACAGAAGUAUAUAUCACUUUGCUACAAAAAGUUGUACAAGCACUGUAAGUGCUUAGUCUAUGUGAGUGAUAUACCCAUAAAGUAAAUUCCAACAUAUUCAUUAAUUUUGUAAAAUAAGAAAGUGGUGAGUCUAUUGUGUCUUACAAUCAAUCAAUACAUUUGUAUUUUAGUAUAUGAUGUUGGUAAUGUAUGAUGAUCCAUCGAUAAGUUUUAGUAUAGCAUUUCAUAAUCUGAUUAUCAUUUUGUCAAUGCCAAGGAGUUUCAAAUGAUGCUGUUCCUUUUUUCUACGUUUGAAAGAUGUGUAAUGCGUAAACAUGGUAAAUCCAUGAAUGAGAUGUGCAUAAUGUAUAUAAACACUAACCCACAAAAGUUAAAAUGAUUGAACCACGACGUGUAUUUCAUCAACCAAGUGUAUGUUUCUUGUUUUUUGUACCAGGUAUGUGAACAGGUAGCAGCUAUUAAGAGUCUGGAUCACUUCUAUACAUGUAUGUCCC